AUGCGGUGGCGGGACCGCCUGGCCGUGCUCUUCUUCCCACAAGGCCUGGUGCUCACCGUGGCGGCACUGAUGAUCUUCUUCAUACACCUAGGCGUCUUCGCCAGCGACCUGAACAACUUCUACAUCACCUACCACUACGACCGCAUGAGCUUCAACUAUACGAUCGUCCUGACAUUCUCCCAUGUGAUCAGCAUCUGCUGGGCUGCCGUGGGCUCACUCCAAGCUGAGUUGACAGGUGACAAAUACCUUCGCUGCUUUGCUCUGAUCAUCCUGAUGCUAAAUGGGAUCAUGUUCUUCAUCCGCCUGUCCCUGGACUUUCUGGCCAUCCAGUAUCGGAAGGAGUACCACUAA
Messenger RNA from Chrysochloris asiatica (Cape golden mole), 351 nucleotides. It is a transcript of the gene CATSPERH, whose product is annotated as transmembrane protein 262. Bases 1 to 351 code for a protein of 116 amino acids. The record is from RefSeq and is a predicted model, not a curated record. Lineage: Eukaryota; Metazoa; Chordata; Mammalia; Afrosoricida; Chrysochloridae. The transcript has 3 exons.